AUGGGAAUAUUUUGCAGUUGUUCUAAACUUCAAGAAAAUAGUACAUUUUGCAAGUUUUGCCGAACUCAAUUUCAGGGGUUACGAUCGCAAGGAUCCACAUUUAAUCAACACAAAUCGCAUAAAAACAAAAACCUUCAUCAGCUUAGUGAAAAUAAUUGCACUAAUGAUUCAGUAGUUAGUGAUGACACCAAAGGAAACUGUCAAACAUCUUUAAGUACAUUUUGCUCUGAUACUGCUUUGGCGGAUACAAAUGGUUUUUCUGAUCAAAAUGAUGUUAUUGAUCAACCAGCUGAUUCUGUACCUGUUGAAAAUCCAGAAUGUAAAAGUGAUGCAGAAGUUGGAGUCUCAUGUAAAUAUUCUAUUGAUGACUUUGAACUAAUGAAGAUUAUUGGUAGUGGUACUUAUGCCACGGUGUUAAUGGUUCAACAUAAAAGAAGCCAAUGCAUCUAUGCUAUGAAAGUUAUAGAAAAAGAAUGUGCCGCUAAGAAUUCAGAUAUUAACUGGAUUCAUAACGAAAAAAAUGUUUUUAUAACUGUCGCUGACUGCCCAUUUUUUGUUGCUCUCCAUUGUUGCUUCCAAACAACCAGCCGAUUAUUCUUUGUGAUGGAAUUUGUUCGUGGAGGUGACUUGUUGUAUUUUAUGAGAAGAAAAAGAAGAUUGCCCGAAGAUCAUGUCAGAUUUUAUGCAGCAGAAAUUAGUUUAGCUUUGAACUUUUUACAUACUAAAGGUAUAAUAUAUCUAGAUUUAAAAUUAGAAAAUGUACUACUUGAUCAUGAGGGUCAUAUAAAAUUGGCAGAUUAUGGAUUGUGUAAAAAGCUAAAAUGGCCUGGAGAAAAAAUUGAUUUAUUUUGCGGAACUCCAAGUUACAUGGCUCCAGAAAUUAUAAGAUCAGAACCAUAUGGAUUUAGUGUGGAUUGGUGGGCUUUAGGAAUUAUUUUGUACGAAAUGUUGGUUGGCAAAUGUCCAUUUGAUAUUAAAGACGUACCACCUAAUGAAUAUUACAAUAACAUUACAUACCAAAAGAUUUUAAACAACACACUUAAUAUUCCAGAAUACGUUUCUGGAGAAGCAGCUUGGGUUUUAUAUGGACUUUUAAAUAAAAAUGCUGUUGACCGUUUGGGUUGCUUAAGUGAUAUUAAAGAUCGCCUAUUUUUUAAAUCUAUUGAUUGGAAAAUGUUAGAACAAAAAAAAAUAAGGCCUUAUUUCAUACCGCGAUUGAUAUCAGAUCGCGACCUUCAACAUUUUGACCCAGAGUUUACUAAUAAAAUAAUAGAUCUUAAACCUGAUGAUCAUUAUGGGCAAUUGAGCGGACAUGGAUUUAUUAAUUUUAUAACAAUGGGCUUUAAUGGUAAAUAUACUGUAUUGUUAGUAGAAAAAAGUAUAUAUUCAAAUGUUGUUCAUAAAAAUUCAUCUGUAAUGGCCGACAAUGGAUUUAAAAGUAUUGAUGUGUUGUUACACAAAAUUAAUUACUUGGUUAUGCUCAUAAAUUCUGAUAAAUCUACAAUGUUGAAGAAUCGAACGGCUGCUGCUUCUCGCCAAAUACCAUUACCAACUGCCUACGCAUCAACUUUUACUUCCAAUUAUUUGCUUGAUACCAACACAGUAGACAUGCAGUCCACAGCUUUAGCUAUUCCAAAAAACAAGAAGCUAAGACAAAAAAUAAUGAAGAUAAAAAAAAAUAUGACUUGCAGAAGUCCGGUCCUGAUGACAUCGGCUUCAAAUAUGACACUAGAACCAAGAAAAGUAUCAAUUAAUACUACGAAUAUAAUUGCAAGGGAAGAGCACAAUAUGAAUUUGAAAAUAUUCAAAGAAAAAUGA
This is a messenger RNA of Acyrthosiphon pisum (pea aphid), 1818 nucleotides long. RefSeq names its product atypical protein kinase C-like. Gene Ontology annotation, biological process: protein phosphorylation. The transcript is spliced from 12 exons. Lineage: Eukaryota; Metazoa; Arthropoda; Insecta; Hemiptera; Aphididae. Gene Ontology annotation, molecular function: ATP binding; protein serine/threonine kinase activity. Bases 1 to 1818 code for a protein of 605 amino acids. The record is from RefSeq and is a predicted model, not a curated record.